AUGAGCUUUUCCUUAUCCGUCUCACUCAUUGCCUUGGGAUCCCCAAACCCCUGCUGCCCCUGCCACACGAACUUGUCUGAAGCUCUCAUGUGUAUCCCAAUCACCGCCACCCUAUGGCCCUUGCGCGAAUGGCUAGUGGUGAGAGGUUGGAGGGGGGCGGAGGGAGAGGAGGAGGAGGAGGAGGAGGAGGAGGAGGAGGAGGAGGAGGAGGAGGAGGAGGAGGAGGAGGAGGAGGAGGAGGAGGAGGAGGAGGAGGAGUUGAGAGGGGCGAGCAGUUGA
This is a messenger RNA of Closterium sp. Yama58-4, 279 nucleotides long. The record is from the annotation of a GenBank genome assembly. NCBI's taxonomy places the organism in Eukaryota, Viridiplantae, Streptophyta, Zygnematophyceae, Desmidiales, Closteriaceae.